AUGGCACGCAUUUUCAUAACCGGUUCCUCCGACGGCAUCGGUCACCACCUGGCAAGAUCUCUCAUCAGCGCUGGCCACGCUGUAACACUCCGCGCACGCUCUCCCCCCCGUGCGCAGGAAACCCUCUCCGCCACCCCUGGCGCGGCCGGCAUCCUCGUCGGCGACCUCAGCAGCAUCGCGCUGACCGAAGCCCUUGCUCACGAAGCCAACAUAUCCGGGCCCUUUGAUGCCGUCAUCCACAAUGCGGGCGUGGGCUACGCGACAGGCCGACAGAUGACGGAGGACGGGUUGGCGAUCGCGUUCGCGGUCAAUGUGCUGGCCUCUUAUGUGCUGACCUGUUUGAUGGAGAAGCCGCGGAGGCUGGUUUAUUUGAGUUCGGGGUUGCAUCGGGGUGGUAGGGAAGACUUGGUUGAUGUGGGGUGGACGGACGACGGGAGAGAUUGGGAUGGGAUGCGGGCUUACAGUGACUCGAAGUUGAUGGACGUCCUGCUCGCGUUCUCGGUUACGAGACACUGGCCGGGUGUCUCCAGCAAUGCGUUCUCGCCUGUUUGGGUUAAAACUGAGAUGAGUGGAUCGGGCGCUUCUGGGUCCAUAGAGAAGUCUUGUUGGGCUUUUGGGAACGCUUGCGACUGGAGACCUGGAGGAGGUUGGGAGUGGGAAGUAUUAUGCUGCGAAUUAGGCAAAUGA
This is a messenger RNA of Drepanopeziza brunnea f. sp. 'multigermtubi' MB_m1, 687 nucleotides long. The record is from RefSeq and is a predicted model, not a curated record. NCBI's taxonomy places the organism in Eukaryota, Fungi, Ascomycota, Leotiomycetes, Helotiales, Drepanopezizaceae.